AUGCUGGUCGCGCUGCUCGAGUUCUGCUACAAAUCCAGGAUCGAGUCGCGACGGAUGAAGGAGCUGAUCGAUGCCGCCAUGAUGAGCUCCAGCUUCAGUGGGAUGGCUCCUGGAGGGGGGGCCGUGGUCAUGAGCGCGCUGUCCGCCUCCGGAGCUCCUAUGCUGGGGGAGAACGGUCGAGUGGGCCCCUGUAUGAGCCGAGGAGGGGGGCUGUCCUCCACGGGCAUGUGA
Molecule: messenger RNA, 231 nt
Organism: Knipowitschia caucasica
Lineage: Eukaryota; Metazoa; Chordata; Actinopteri; Gobiiformes; Gobiidae
Source: the annotation of a GenBank genome assembly